AUGACACCAAAAAAACCCCUCCGAUACGUUUUAAAUUGGACAGUUGAAGAUGUUCUUAAGUGGCUUCAUAAAUAUGCUGGAGUCCAAGGAGAGAAAUAUGCUUAUCUAUUUGAAGAAAACGGUGUGACGGGUUCCUGUCUUCGAAUGAUGACUGAUGAAUGGCUUCUCAGGAUGGGUAUUAUGGACGCUGAAGACAGGUAUCUUAAACUUUUUUUAACAUUUAGAAAUGUUCUCAUGGGGCAUAUAUACCGAAUGCGCUUGAAGUAUGACGCUGUCGACUUAAGCAAUAUGCUAAAAAGCAAAUAA
Messenger RNA from Protopolystoma xenopodis, 306 nucleotides. Lineage: Eukaryota; Metazoa; Platyhelminthes; Monogenea; Polystomatidea; Polystomatidae. The record is from the annotation of a GenBank genome assembly.